AUGUCCAACACGCACCGAAUGCGGUACAAAAACGAAGGCGUUGACUCCAAAGAGUUGCGUCGCAGGCGAGAAGAAGAAGGCAUACAGUUGCGCAAGCAGAAACGAGACAUUCAGCUGUUCAAAAGGCGCAACAUCAACGAUACUAUUCAGAACGAUGACCCUGACGUGGCUUUACCUAGUACUGUGACUGAUUGGUCCAACAUAAAUGAAGAACUGCUUAAACAUUUGUAUAGCAUUAAUGAAGAAGAUCAGUUAAAAGCAACACAAAAGUUUAGGAAGUUAUUGUCAUCUGAACCUAAUCCUCCUAUUGAUGCUGUUAUUAGUACAGGUGUUAUUCCACGAUUUGUUGAAUUUUUGAAAAAUACUACUAAUAGCCAUCUACAGUUUGAAGCUGCAUGGGCCUUGACAAAUAUUGCUUCUGGAACAUCAGAACAGACACGAAAGGUAAUGGAAGCUGAUGCCGUACCGGUAUUCAUAUAUUUGCUCGAAUCACCACAUGAAGAUGUACAAGAACAAGCGGUUUGGGCUCUAGGAAAUAUUGCUGGAGAUUCUCCUAUGUGUCGUGAUUACGUUUUGAACAUGGGCAUAAUGAAGCCAUUACUAAAACUACUAAAUAGUUGCUCACGUCUUUCAAUGACUCGUAAUUCUGUAUGGGCGGUAUCUAAUUUGUGUCGUGGAAAAGUGCCCCCUCCUGAUUUCACCAUGGUUUCACCAGCUCUACCAGUUUUAUCAGAUUUGUUGAGUCAUAAUGAUCCAGAUGUACUGGCAGAUACUUGUUGGGCUCUGUCAUAUUUAUCAGAUGGUCCAAAUGAAAAAAUUCAAGCAGUGAUUGAUGCUAAAGUUUGUCCAACUUUGGUUGAAUUACUGAUGCACACACAAAACAAUGUGGUCUCUGCUGCUCUGCGAGCCGUUGGUAAUAUAGUAACUGGUGAUGAUGUUCAAACACAAGUCGUUCUAAAUUGUUCGGUCUUACCUUGCUUACUUAGCUUGUUGGGAUCACCAAAAGAAACUAUCCGUAAAGAGGCCUGUUGGACAAUUUCUAAUAUUACUGCUGGAAAUAAAAACCAAAUACAAGCUGUUUUGAAUGAAAAUAUAUUCCCUGCACUCAUACAUAUUAUGGCCUCAGCUGAGUUUAAGACAAGAAAAGAAGCUGCAUGGGCAAUAACAAAUGCUACUUCAGGAGGAACGCAAGAACAAAUUCAACAUUUGGUCGAGCAAAAAUGUAUUCCUCCAUUGUGUGAUCUCCUGACAGUGACAGAUGUAAAAAUUAUUCAGGUGGCUUUGAAUGGUCUAGAAAACAUUCUUAAGUUAGGUGAACAAUUAGCUAGACAAACUGGUGCUGUUAAUCAGUAUGCUGUAUUGCUAGAAGAAUGCUAUGGUCUGGACAAAAUAGAAUUCCUGCAGUCACAUGAAAACAUAGAAAUUUAUCAGAAAGCUUUUGGAAUUAUCGAACGUUAUUUCGGUUCUGACGAAGAUGAUCCACGUGUUGCACCUUCUGUACAAGAAACUGAACAAGGAAUUGAACAGUAUGAUUUUAGGGAUCAAAGUGUCCCCAUGACUAGAUUCCAAUUCUAA
Molecule: messenger RNA, 1575 nt
Organism: Macrosiphum euphorbiae (potato aphid)
Lineage: Eukaryota; Metazoa; Arthropoda; Insecta; Hemiptera; Aphididae
Source: the annotation of a GenBank genome assembly